Molecule: messenger RNA, 996 nt
Organism: Miscanthus lutarioriparius
Lineage: Eukaryota; Viridiplantae; Streptophyta; Magnoliopsida; Poales; Poaceae
Source: the annotation of a GenBank genome assembly
AUGUUCCAUCCUUCAUCCUCGUCGCCACCCAACUACAGUGACCUCUCCAUGCACCAUGCAGUGGGCUUCUCCUCUGCUGUGCCCACAGCUCCGACUGAAAUUCCUCGAGGGGGUUUCUUCCACGGCAACGGUGGCUUGCUAGCACUUCCCAAUGUUGCUGCUUCAGCGCCGCCUCCCUACCCAUCUUCCCUGCCUUCCUACUACAUACAUAGCAACAUCAACUCGCAUUUCCUCCCUAUUCAAGUCCAGUUGUCUGAACAGCUCAGCAGUAAUGCCACCUUUUCUUGCUCGUCUCCUUCGGCUUCGGCAUGCCAGUUGCCUCUUCCCCAUGUUCCUUCUUCCCCUUCCUCAUCUUCCGGUGACCUUUUGGAGUUCAGAACUGGAGCCAUGCGGCGUGUCUUCAGUACUGGUGACCUCCAGGUGAUGAAUGUCGCGGCGUCUCCACCACCGCCACCACUUUCAGGUGACCCACACGGCCAAGAUGCAGGGGUGCCUUUCACUCAGAAGGUUGGCCGUUACAGCGCUGAAGAACGCAAGGAGAAGAUUGAGCGUUACCGUACGAAGCGUAACCAGAGGAACUUCCACAAAAAGAUCACUUAUGCCUGCAGGAAGACGCUGGCGGACAGCAGGCCCAGGGUGCAGGGCCGCUUCGCGAGGAAUGCCGAGACAGAGGCCGAGGCUGUUGCAGGCCACGAGAGGGAGGCCUCAGACAACAACAGCUACGAGCACUGUCACUACAGCGACCUCACCACCACCACCACCACCACCAGCAGCAGCAGCUGCUGCUACGACACCCAGUGCAGGGAAAGUGGCAAAACCACAACAUUUGACGACGGCAAGUGGUGGUGGGAAGCACCGGUGGCCGCGCCAGCUGCAGCCAAUGGGCAUCAUGGGCACCAUCAGUACCAGCAGCAGCUUCUUGAUUUUGACAUCGACAUGGACAUGGACGGAGAUGAUCUGUGGGCCAGACUGGCUGACAUGUGCUCUGGGACCUGA